AUGUAUUGGUCCCAUUCCCUCGACAGCUCUCGUGCACGCGCUAUCAACCCCCACAACACAGCCGAAUACUUCCGUCUCUUGAAGGAGGUGAUUGAGGGAGGAGAGGGAGAAGAAGAAGUCCCAACUGAGCUAAUUUACGGCAUGGACGAGACAGGAAUCCAGCUCGGUGUCGGGCAAUCGGAGCGCGUUCUUGGGCCAAAGGGACAGAGCAUUCAGUACCAACAGCGCAGUGGUGACCGCGAGAACGUCACCGUCAUUGUAACCAUCUGCGCAGAUGGAACAUCUCUGGCUCCGGCUGUCAUAUUCAAGGGCGAGAAUGUGGGACACUCUCCAAAUGGCUAUGUGACUGGCGACAUUGGUGUCGAAUGGAUCAAAGCAUUUGACACCGCUACGGAGGACAAGGCUCAGGGGCGCCGUCGUCUGCUACUUGUGGAUGGCCAUGUUUCGCACUACACACGCACCUUUCUUCAGUAUGCACGGGAGCACCAUAUCGACAUUCUCUGUUACCCAUCCCACUCGACUCAUGCUCUCCAAGGCCUGGAUGUUGUGAUCUUCGGCCCUUUGAAACAAGCCUGGACCGUAGCGCGCGAUGACUACGAGAACAGGGGAGGUAGGGUGUCCAAACGCAAUUUCCUCUCCAUCUAUGCUAGUGCACAUACAAACACGCUCACCGCCAACAACAUCAGAGCUGCCUUCCGGAAGACCGGAGUCGUCCCAUUCAACCCGGGUGUUAUCACUGACACAAUGAUAGCACCAAGCCUCGCAUCCUCCUCACACGGUGUUGUCCCCCUCCUACAGACAAGUCCUGUUCGCGCCCUCACAACUCUCAUACUCAAUGAC
Dichomitus squalens LYAD-421 SS1 is the source of this 840-nucleotide messenger RNA. Its product is annotated as DDE-domain-containing protein. Gene Ontology annotation, molecular function: DNA binding. NCBI's taxonomy places the organism in Eukaryota, Fungi, Basidiomycota, Agaricomycetes, Polyporales, Polyporaceae. The record is from RefSeq and is a predicted model, not a curated record. The annotation marks the transcript as partial. The transcript is spliced from 2 exons. Gene Ontology annotation, cellular component: nucleus.